Messenger RNA from Leguminivora glycinivorella, 1623 nucleotides. Its product is annotated as zinc finger protein 121-like. The record is from RefSeq and is a predicted model, not a curated record. Gene Ontology annotation, biological process: regulation of transcription by RNA polymerase II. The coding region runs from base 1 to 1623 and encodes 540 amino acids. Gene Ontology annotation, cellular component: nucleus. The transcript has a single exon. NCBI's taxonomy places the organism in Eukaryota, Metazoa, Arthropoda, Insecta, Lepidoptera, Tortricidae. Gene Ontology annotation, molecular function: RNA polymerase II cis-regulatory region sequence-specific DNA binding; DNA-binding transcription activator activity, RNA polymerase II-specific; zinc ion binding.
AUGGAAAACGUUUAUUGCCUAUUGUGCGCCGAGUUGAAACCACUUGACAAACUCAUUCACUUACAAUCUGAGACCGAGAAGUGGAUUGAAAUCGUGAAGAAGCUCAAAAGGCUGAACGCAAGGACAUCAGGAUUGUUUACUGAUGAAGUGCUGCCUAAAACGGUUUGUUUCGUGUGCUUGACGUCUUUAGACAGAGCUUUCGAGUUUAUUUUGAACGUGGAACACGCUCAGGAGAUGUUGAAUAACAUAUUAAUGCGCAAUGUUAAGAAGGAAGAAAUGUCUGACGAUUCUGACAGGGAGGAUGCCUUUUUGGAAGAGCAGGCGGAAACUAUAGCUAAUAGCAUUAAAGUUAAGCUUGAAAUACUUGAAUCAGAGUCGGUCGCGCUGACUGCACAUCAAAGCGAACCGAAAAAGAAGAAGAAGACGACGAAAUGUCGCAGCCUGGAUUCCUUACCUCUCUCUCAGCUUAAACUAACUUGGAAGGAUUAUUCCUGGACUUGUUCCUUCUGUGAAACGCAGUACAAGUCUGCUGAGGAGCUAAAGACUCAUUCUAUGCAGUACCAUCACUGCUGCAAUGCAUUUAAGUGUGGCGACUGCAACCUUAAGAAACUGAAGUUGGAUAGUUUCUUAGUUCACGUUAAAAGGCACAGACGGAACUUAAAACUGUCUUGCUAUGUGUGCCAUAAGAGUUUCACCAAGCAGAAUCAAAUGACUAACCAUAAGAACGAGCAUAGAACUACGGAGCAUAUCUGCAAGGGUUGUAAUACUUGCUUCCCUAGUUUAGAAGAGUUAAACGAACAUACAAGCAUUUUUUAUAGGGAGAAGAGAGCUCCUCGAAUCGUUCCACCGGAGUUGAUCAGCGAGGACCGUACUUGUGUCUUGUGUAAAAAGGAGUUUAAGAGCAAAGGGAGUUUAACAUCUCAUCUCCUGACACAUAUGGAUAGAAAAAGAGAUCAUACUUGCGAGAAAUGUGGGAAAUGCUUCUUUAACAAGCAGAACUUAGCCGGACACAUGCUCCUGCAUGAUGAUACAAGACCGUACAAAUGCAAGAUUUGCAAGUUUGGCUUUAAAACUCUCGGUCAGUUACGGAACCAUGUUGGAGUCCACGAUGGCAAUAAGCCACACUCUUGUGACCAGUGCGGUCGUUGUUUCCGUCUACCAAAACAACUCAAAUCUCACCAAAUUGUACAUACAGAUGAGCUACCAUACAUCUGCUCAUACUGUGGUAAGAGCUUCCGUUUCAAAACCAUUUUGAACCAACAUGUCCGCCAGCACACCGGUAUAAAACCAUAUUCUUGCGAGUUCUGCCAACGGGACUUCACAAACUGGCCGAAUUAUAACAAGCACAUGAAACGUCGCCACGGUAUGGAUAUGGCGAAAAAGAAGCACACUCCGGAAGGUUUGUACCCAAUAAACCCUGCGACUGGUGAGGUGGUUAUAACUCCGGAGACUAUGGAAACUGCGGAAUGGAAGAGGGAGAUGCUAAGGUCUCGUAGACCGGGGCGACCUAAGCAGAGUAUGGAAACUGAAGGACAAGAGCCGAUGGAGCAUAUGCAGAUGGAACCGAUGCAAUUGGAGCCAAUGAAUUUCAAGAGCGAAGCUACUGAGAACCAGAAUCAAUAG